AUGAGAGUCAAAACCUUUGUGAUCUUGUGCUGCGCUCUGCAGUAUGUCGCUUAUACAAAUGCAAACAUCAAUGAUUUUGAUGAGGACUAUUUUGGGAGUGAUGUCACUGUCCAAAGUAGUAAUACAACAGAUGAAAUAAUUAGAGAUGCAUCUGGGGCAGUUAUCGAAGAACAAAUUACAACUAAAAAAAUGCAACGGAAAAAUAAAAACCAUGGAAUACUUGGAAAAAAUGAAAAAAUGAUCAAGACGUUCGUUAUAACCACGGAUUCCGAAGGUAACGAGACCAUUGUAGAGAAAGAUGUGCUCAUGAAGACACUUUCCGAUGCACUAGUGCUGCAGUCGGUGCAGGAGCUGGUGCAGGUGCUGCCGCUGGUUCUGGUGCGGGUGCCGGAGCGGGUUAUGGAGCUGCUUCUGGUGCUGGUGCCGGUGCUGGGGCUGGUGCCGGAGCUGGUUAUGGAACUGGUGCAGGUGCAGGUGCCGGAGCUGGUUAUGGAGCUGGUGCAGGUGCAGGUGCCGGAGCUGGUUAUGGGGCUGGUGCAGGUGCAGGUGCCGGAGCUGGUUAUGGAGCUGGUGCAGGUGCAGGUGCCGGAGCUGGUUAUGGAGCUGCCUCUGGUGCUGGAGCUGGUGCUGGAUACGGAGCAGGAGCUGGUGCUGGAUACGGAGCAGGAGCUGGAAGCGGAGCUGCCUCUGGUGCUGGUGCUGGUGCUGGUUCAGGUGCUGGUGCUGGUUCAGGUGCUGGUGCUGGCUCAGGAGCUGGUGCUGGAUACGGAGCAGGAGCAGGAAGCGGAGCUGCCUCUGGUGCUGGUGCUGGUUCAGGUGCCGGUGCUGGUUCAGGUGCCGGUGCUGGUUCAGGUGCUGGUGCUGGUUCAGGAGCUGGAGCUGGAUACGGAGCAGGAGUUGGUGCUGGAUACGGAGCAGGAUAUGGAGCAGGAGCUGGUGCUGGAUACGGAGCAGGAGCAGGAAGCGGAGCUGCCUCUGGUGCCGGUGCUGGUUCAGGUGCUGGUGCUGGUUCAGGUGCUGGUGCUGGUUCAGGUGCUGGUGCUGGUUCAGGAGCUGGUGCUGGAUACGGAGCAGGAGCUGGAAGCGGAGCAGGAGCUGGAAGCGGAGCUGCCUCUGGUGCCGGUGCUGGUUCAGGUGCUGGUGCUGGUUCAGGUGCCGGUGCUGGUUCAGGUGCUGGUGCUGGUUCAGGUGCCGGUGCUGGUGGUAGCGUCAGUUACGGAGCUGGCAGGGGAUACGGACAAGGUGCAGGAAGUGCAGCUUCCUCUGUGUCAUCUGCUUCAUCUCGCAGUUACGACUAUUCUCGUCGUAACUUCCGCAAAAACUGUGGAAUUCCUAGAAGACAACUAGUUGUUAAAUUCAGAGCACUGCCUUGUGUGAAUUGCUAAUUUUUAAUAUAAAAUAACCCUUGUUUCUUACUUCGUCCUGGAUACA
Messenger RNA from Bombyx mandarina (wild silkworm), 1431 nucleotides. RefSeq names its product silk fibroin heavy chain (gene FIBH). The record is from RefSeq and is a predicted model, not a curated record. Lineage: Eukaryota; Metazoa; Arthropoda; Insecta; Lepidoptera; Bombycidae.